Arvicola amphibius (Eurasian water vole) is the source of this 516-nucleotide messenger RNA. It is a transcript of the gene Nanos3, whose product is annotated as nanos C2HC-type zinc finger 3. The record is from RefSeq and is a predicted model, not a curated record. Gene Ontology annotation, biological process: oogenesis; negative regulation of translation. The coding region runs from base 1 to 516 and encodes 171 amino acids. Lineage: Eukaryota; Metazoa; Chordata; Mammalia; Rodentia; Cricetidae. Gene Ontology annotation, cellular component: perinuclear region of cytoplasm. The transcript has 2 exons. Gene Ontology annotation, molecular function: zinc ion binding; mRNA binding.
AUGGGGACUUUCAAUCUGUGGACAGAUUACCUGGGCCUAGCAAGCCUGGUUGGGGCUUUGCAUGAGGAAGAAGAGCCUGAUGUCAGGCUGGAGCCCAAGCCAGAGCCCAAGCCGAGCCCAGAAAGCCAGAAGGCCAGCAAGGAAUCCUCAGCAGCUCCUGAACGCCUGUGCUCCUUCUGCAAACACAACGGGGAGUCCCGUGCCAUCUACCAAUCCCACGUCCUGAAGGAUGAGGCCGGCCGGGUGCUGUGUCCCAUUUUGAGGGAUUAUGUGUGUCCCCAGUGUGGGGCCACUCAGGAGCAUGCCCACACUCGACGCUUCUGCCCACUCACCGGCCAGGGCUACACUUCUGUCUACUGCUACACCACUCGGAAUUCUGCAGGCAAAAAGCUGACCCGGCCUGACAAGGCAAAGUCACAGGAUGCUGGCCACCGCUCUGGAGGAGAAACAGCAGCAGGUGUCUAUGCAGGUUCCAAAAGUGGCAGGAAGCCCUCUGGACCUUCACCCUCGGCCUGA